Messenger RNA from Acanthosepion pharaonis, 813 nucleotides. The record is from the annotation of a GenBank genome assembly. NCBI's taxonomy places the organism in Eukaryota, Metazoa, Mollusca, Cephalopoda, Sepiida, Sepiidae.
AUGAGUCUUAGCGUGACCGGAUACUCACAGGGCUACCCGCACCCGGGACCUAUGGUGCACGAUUUUUAUCAAUAUCCACCUGAACCAACGCCACAUCAUUAUUUCCCUAACUGGAUGCUCAGCGGUGGUGGGGCUGCAGCAGCCGGUAUUGGUGGAGCGGAUUCUUACCUACCCAGCGGGUCUCCAGGGACAGAUUUCCACACAUUCAACUCGUAUGACCAUUUGCAACAUGUGGGACCAUUGCGUGUCGUCAAACGGCGCGUCACAGCCAACAAAAAAGAGAGACGACGAACGCAGAGCAUCAAUGCAGCGUUCGCUCAACUGCGGGGUUGCAUCCCGAAUGUCCCGUCCGACACGAAACUUUCUAAAAUAAAAACUUUACGAUUAGCUACUAGUUACAUUGCCUACCUCAUGGACGUUCUAUCGAAAGAUGACCCUUCCUUUAUGGACACGGCGGAGUUUAAAGCAGAAGUAACAAAGAAACUUGAUAGUCGAGAGGAGAAAAAACGCAAGGAGAUUACAUUUGCCACCAAGCAAUACGACCAUUUUCUUUCUUUCUUUCUUUCUUUCUUUCUUUCUUUCUUUCUUUCUUUCUUUCUUUCUUUCUUUCUUUCUUUCUUUCUUUCUCUCUCUCUCUCUCUCUCUCUCUAUAUAUAUAUAAUAUAUAAAGUUGACCUCGUUUCUAUCUAUCUAUUUAUCUAUCUAUUUAUCUAUCUAUCUAUCUAUCUAUCUAUCUAUCUAUCUAUCUAUAUCUAUCACUUACGUUUACUCAAUAAAAAUGCUCUAUCGUUAUCUAUCUAUCUAUACAUAUGA